Penaeus indicus is the source of this 697-nucleotide messenger RNA. RefSeq lists its product as uncharacterized. Bases 85 to 405 code for a protein of 106 amino acids. NCBI's taxonomy places the organism in Eukaryota, Metazoa, Arthropoda, Malacostraca, Decapoda, Penaeidae. The record is from RefSeq and is a predicted model, not a curated record. The transcript is spliced from 2 exons.
CGGAGACGCAACCUGGGCGGGUAUAUAAACCGGCCGCGUCCAAUUUGAGCCGCAUUGACUCACUGCUCGUCUUAAUCUCCCAAAAUGAAGGCUAUUCUUGCUCUGUGUCUCCUUGGCGCGGCCAGCGCUGCCGUCCUGCCCCUCACCUACACCGCCGGCACCUACCCCUUCGGCGGUGGUCUCCUUCCCUACAACGCUGGCGUGUUCCCCUUCUCGGCCGGCGUCGUCCCCUACACCUACGGCGUGCAGCCCAUCACCUACGUCGCCAAGCCUGUGACCACCCACGUCGUGCAGCCAGGUUACGUGGCCCAGACCAAGGGCAGCACCCACAUCGCCCCUCUGCCCUCCGGCCUCGGCUACGCCUCGCACCACAUCAACGUCGCUGACGCCCCCGGCACCCAGUAAGGACGCCCGACGACGACCUGUGGCCAAGCCUGUUCGUGCGGAGAGUCCUGCGAUGGAGAAUUCGACAGAGGAGUCCUACGAAGGAAGUCUCCAGGCGCGACGCGCUAAUGCCACUCGAUGACCCUUGUAAGCCACGGAACAAGAAUAUCCUCACUCAGAAAAUUGCCUUUAUAGAAUUUGUUGAGGAAGAGUAACUGUCUCUAUAUAUUUUUCAAAAUGUGAUUUACUUUGGUGAGGAUAAGGAGUUGUGAUUCAUUGGUGGACUUUUUUUAUGAAUAAAGAUGAAAAAGAU